Molecule: messenger RNA, 1888 nt
Organism: Zootermopsis nevadensis
Lineage: Eukaryota; Metazoa; Arthropoda; Insecta; Blattodea; Termopsidae
Source: RefSeq, a predicted model, not a curated record
CAGGUAUACAUGAUGGCUGAUGGAUAGAAGUUUGGUUAGCAAUGAACGUGUGUUGAAGUUAAUAAAAACUAACACUUGCAACGUUAGUAUAUCAGAGUGUGUGAACAGACGUUAAAACGCAUGCUGUUGUAUAUGUAGUGACUGUUUUAGUCAGAAUAGUGUGUGCUUAUUUUAGCAUUGAAUGUCAAAUUAGCCUACUAAACAUGGUCCCUCCCUUUCGUAGAUUGAAUUCAUGUAUAUUUCCAACAUUUCUGCUGUUAUUAUCAUUAAAUAUUUUAUAACAUUUAUGGGACGAAUCUAGUGUAGGCCCCAGGCGUAACUAACUGCUGUACAUUGAAGAUAGAACUUGUUUUUGCUACAUUAACAUAUUUUGUCCUGGCCAUAUGUGAUUUGUAAAGGGAAGAAUGGUGAGAAGUACAUGGGCGCUAGACAUUUAGUAAUAGUAUAUAAUGACUGAAGUAGGCAAUUCCUGCAAGACUAAACCGAAAACUGAUAACUAUAUUUGUGUUGCAAAGGACAACAUUGUAGCAGAAAGGCUAGAUUUUGAUAUAAAUAAAAAUGUAAAGAAUAAAGAAGUUGAUAGGGUAAUUCGACUUGGGUCACUUGUAGAAGUUAUAUCCAAAAAACACGGUAGUGAGAAAGUGGCAGUACGACUUAUUGAUGAAAGGUCUUUGGAUGAAGGGUCAGAAGAUGUAUGGUUAUGUUCCAAGUUUCAUUUGCUGCCUGUGGAUCCUGUUAUGUUGACUUCAAUCAUAGCUGUGUUUGAGCCCUCUCUUCGAAUUACACUAUUGCAAAACGAACACAUUUUUCGUGAACUGGCAGCAAUAGAAGUUGGGAGAAAAGUGAUGCUUCUCUCUGAAACUCAGGAUUCAAGUUGGGAGCCAGAGCUGGCUGUGGUCCGGUACAAGGGUCCAGUUCCAGAGAUGGGACAUGGUACCUAUUAUGGUCUUGAAAUUUUGGUUCACAGCACUCAAGGUAAAAAUGAUGGAUGCAUUUUUGGCAAGCGAUUCUUUUAUUGCCCCAACAAUGCUGGUGUUUUUGUUGCCUUGAACAGGCUUGUGCCAUACAAGAAUCCAAAAGUUCUGAACCUUGGCAAGUCCUUAGAGAACAGUGAAAUUUGUUCUGAAGCUACAGCCAUUCCAUCCAAAUUAUCCAUGCCAUCCAAUGAGCGAAGGUUGCAUCAGAAUGGAGGGAGCCAUGAUGUGGGUAACUUCAAAACAACCCUUGUACUUCAUCUGAAGGAGAAGGAAUGCAUUCCUAGGAACAAUAAAUCACUCAAGCUUGAGAAAACUGAAAAAUUGAUUGAUCUGGAUGUUACUGGAGAAAGUGUUGACCCUGGUAAUGUGCCACUUAAAGUGGGUGAUCAGGUUGUGUGGAUCUUAGAUACCCAACCUGAACAAGGUGUUGUUCGUUGGCUUGGCCAUCUCGAUGGUCAUACAUUGAAGAGUGACUUGAUGGCUGGAGUUGAAUUUGAAAAACCUAUUGGAAAUAGUUCUGGUACAUAUAAGAAACAGCAAUUCUUUCACACGAAGAAGAAUCAUGGGCAAUUCAUACCUCUGAUGAGUCUUGUGAAAGCAGAAGAUUUCUUUGGAUCACCUUCUGCAGAUCUUGUAAAAAAGAAAGUGAAAAAUAUCAAGUUGAUUGAAAACUGUAAUAAUUUGAAACCCAGUCACAGCAACCCGCCCACAAGUUCAUGGAAAUCAGAUGCCCUUCGAAGGGCUCAGUGCUCAGAAUCAUUUCUGUGGAGCCCUCAUUUAGUGGAACUAACAGAUAAUGCUACAAAGAACUCUCAGUCCAGGGAGGAUUUGACACUUGAAGAUGGUUAUGACAACAUCUCAGACAUACAUGUGAGGACAGGAUAGCCAAACCGACGGAAGGAAAGAUACGG